UCAAUUUGAGAGAUUAAAUUUGCCCAGCGAUGCGAAUAAUUCUGUGUACAUAGCUGAACCUGAAAGCAAACUUUUGACGCGAAGGUGGCUUACAGGUCAUAACUUAACGUUCCGACUUUAACGUCAAGUCAAUUAGUUUCUUAUAAUUCUUUUUAGAUUUUUUCAUAUCGUCCAAAAACGCUCGGAAUAUCUUUUUGUUUUCCAUAUGUCUUAGYUCAGUGAACAUUUCUCCUUGACAACCCAUCGCGAUCACUCGGUUCAUGUGCUGGGUCAUAUAUGACAUGAUAACUUAACCGUCUUGUUGCGCCUGGCCUAUUUCGCGACAGUUAUUUCAAAUGGUGGAUAGUGUGCUACUAUAGCUCUUCUAGUGYUGAUCGCGCGCAACAAGGUCCGAGUUUUGGUCUCCGAUAGUGCGAAAACACAGACCUGCAAGAUGCAUUCAAGAAUAAAAUACGAACGCUUAAAGAUCGACAAAGAAAAUCCAGUACAAUCAGCCAACUUUUUAUCCAUCAUUUCUUUCUGGUGGAUGAACAGCAUUCUUCAGCUCGGCAGCAAAAGACAAAUAGAAAAUGACGACCUUUUUCAAGUUCUUUUCACAGACAAAACGAGAGUGGUAACAGACAGUCUAAGAAACACAUGGAAUCAAGGUUUAAAACAUCGUCGUAAAUGCUAUCGCUUGUUGCUGUCCCUGUUUCGCACAGUUGCUCCAUCGCAAUAUGUGUUGUUACUAAGUCUAGGCUUUCUGGCGGCCAUAUGUAAUAUGUCCCAGACUGUGUUUCUUGGAAUGAUAUUAUCCAUACUGCUCAAGCUUCCAGGGUACGACAGAGAGAAUUUAUAUGUGUAUGGUGCAGCGCUGUGCAUCUGUUCCCUAAUUCGCGUCAUUCUACUGCACCAGUUCUUGUACAAGGCGUGGCUCAUUGCUAUGAGAUGGAGAACGUCGACCAUGGGACUCAUGUUUAACAAGGUUUUUCACCUGAGCCAGACRACCAUCGCGAAUAGCACAACAGGGUACAUUAUCAAUCUAGUGUCAGGAGAUGUUCAACGAUUUGACCCCGUGGCUUCCCAAAUGGUCCUUCUUAUACAAGGCAUCUUCGAGGUUAUUGUAGUAUCAGUUCUCUUGGCUCACGUGGUUGGUAUCCAGGCUCUCUCAGGUGCUGUGUUUUUGUAYAUCCUAGUAUUUUACUUCUGUGGGAUGGGAAAAGUCUGUGUUUAUUUAAGAAACCGAAUUGCUAGUAUUGCUGAUAAAAGACUUGGUUUCAUGACUGCUAUCAUUUCCGGGGCCAGAACAGUCAAGAUGUAUGCUUGGGAACAGCCUUUUUGGAACAGGCUUACUAAAAUUAGAAGCAAAGAAAUUCRYUACCUUAAGUUCAAAGGAAUYGUCCUCUCCACAUCCCAGUCAUUCCUGUACACCGCGCAGAGYUUCGCUGCAUUGAUAUCUUUUGUCGUGAUGAUGGUGACGGGUGUAGAACUAAACACAUUCAAUAUCUUCAUGACACUCGCGUUUCUGAAUACCUUGCGUUCCUCUGUUUCAUGGAACAUCGCAGAAGGUGCCAACUACAUCGGAGAUUUUGUCUCUGCUUUGGGACGCAUUGAAGACUUUCUUGARUUACCAGAACUAAAGAGAACUAAACAAGAUGAGAAAAUCCUUCAGAGUAUGGUCAUCGGUUCACCAACGCACGCUGUGGUAGAUUCAAACUUAAACAMUGCUGAUGCUACCAACAAAACCACCAAAGUAUCACUGGAAAACGUCACCUGUCUCUGGGAUGGUGAUUGUUCGCCUUGUAUCGCUAAUGUUAACUUGACUGUAAAGGAAAAUGAUCUAGUGUUGGUGACCGGUCCGGUGGGAUGUGGAAAAACGUCACUGUUAUCCACAAUACGCGGCGAAUUACCAGUGAAAGAGGGGGAAAUAUUGGUAACUGGAAAUACCGUCUACGUACCACAGCAGCCUUGGGUCUUUUCUGGUACUGUACGAGAGAACAUCAUCUUCGGAAAAAAGUACAAUCAUACUAAAUUCAAAUCAGUCAUUAAAGCGUGUGACUUGGAGAACGAUAUCAAUAGUUUCCCAAACAGCGAGCAGACGGUCAUUGGAGAACGAGGGGUACUCCUAAGUGGUGGUCAGCGGGCUCGUGUAGGUUUAGCACGCGCKCUCUAUGCUGAUGGCGAUGUCUAUUUACUUGAUGACCCUCUAAGUGCCGUCGAUGCUAAAGUAGGCAGACACAUCUUCAUGGAUUGUAUAUGUGGRCUACUAAGACACAAGACAAGGAUUCUAGUCACYCACCAACUGCARUACCUCAAAGGWGCGGACCACGUGGUCGUCAUGGACAAAGGUACYGUAGUUUACGAAGGAUCUUAUGAAGAUUUUACUCAAGAUUCCAAAGCAGACAAGUUUGAGUUCCUMCCCAGUAAAUACGAUGAUAGUCCGCCGCUGACAAGGUCUCUGGACGUWCAGUGCCAAUCUAUUGUGAGCUAUAACAAGGAUAAAAAGAAAAGCGGUCUUGAGGUUGCGGACGAGGAUCGUGUAGAGGGUUCYGUGUCAAUGGUUCUAUACUGSAGGUACUUGGUGUAUGGAAUUCCGUGUUCGUUAGUGAUUCUACUUGGAUUAUAUUUUGCUGUUACUCAAGCUGGUCUUAUACUUCCCGACUGGUGGCUUCUUCACAUGUCGAGCUUACCCCGUGAAAAGAGGAACUCCCUAACUAACCUUUACAUAUAUGGCGGCUUGGUAAUCAUGGCSUUUCUCAUGGCGGUUUCUCGGGCAGUAAUGUUCUUCUUUGCCACUCUCAACUCAUCCAAAAACCUCCACGACGCAAUGGCGAACGCUGUCAUGAAAGCUCCAGUUUUGUUCUUCGAUACYAAUCCUGCAGGAAGAAUCCUGAAYAGAUUUUCUCGUGAUGUAGGUGUUAUGGACGAUCUUCUUCCUCUCGUCUUCCUCGAUGCCUUGCAGUUGAUAUUAUUCUGCAUCGGGGCUAUUGUACUGCCGUCUAUUCUGAACCCAUGGGUCGUGGUUGCCGCUUUGCCAAUGGCCGUUCUGUUCUUCUUCAUUGGCAAGUAUUACCUGAAGACGUCGCGUGASCUGAGGAGACUGGAGGCGAUGAAUAGGAGCCCAGUUUUCUCUCACUUCUCGGAUACCUUGGAAGGCUUGGUCACUAUCCGUAACCAUUCAAUGGAGGAACAUUUCACUAGGACAUUCUACAAAUAUCAAGACRAUCAUACGCGUGUUUGGUUUACCCUACUCUCGAGCCUGCGUUGGCUUGGUCUGCGGUUGGAUUUCCUUUGUGUAUGUUUUACAACAGUUGUGGUGUUUGCUGCACUUGCAGUGGAUUCUGGGGCAGGAUCCCUCGCCUUAUCUCUCAUCUACGCCUUACAGUUAGCUGUUGACACGUCACAAUAUGGCGUCCGUCAAUGCUCAGAGACUGAGAAUUACAUGACUUCAGUAGAACGAGUGAUGACGUACACACAAAUAGAACCAGAGUCUGGGUACGAAAACGACUCACGUCCUCCUUCUGAUUGGCCCAAAUCAGGUCAGUUAGAAUUGCAAGAUGUCUCGCUAGCAUAUUACCCAGGAGCACCUAUGGUUUUGAAUGACGUCAAUUUCAAAGUGAAUCCCCAAGAGAAGAUAGGAAUCGCCGGGAGGACUGGUGCUGGGAAGUCAUCCAUUGUAUCAGCUUUGUUUCGUAUGCCAGAGCCUCAAGGGAGAAUCAUGAUUGAUGGAUGUGACAUUGCUACACUGAACUUACAGUGUUCACGACGGUCCAUGGCGGUAAUAUCUCAAGAUCCAGUCCUUUUUACUGGUACACUUCGCUUUAAUCUCGACCCUUUUGAGCAGUUCAGCGAUAAAGAGGUCUGGGAAGCAAUAGAUGGAGCAAGCCUGAUGUCCACAAUUGAAAGCAUGCCAGACCAACUGAACCAAAGACUCAAGGAACAAGGAGUCAACCUCAGUGCGGGAGAACGCCAGCUUCUUUGCCUUGCACGCGCGCUUCUUCAAAAAAGCAAAAUCAUCGUAAUGGACGAAGCUACAGCGAACGUGGAUUACAAGACCGAUAGCCUUAUUCAAAACACUAUCAGAACUAAGUUUAGAGAAUGUACAGUCAUCACUAUAGCACACCGACUCAACACUAUUAUGGACUAUGACAAGAUACUGGUAUUAGAGAAUGGACGAGUCAUUGAGUUUGAUACUCCACAAAAAUUAAUGGAUAAUGAUAAUGGUAUACUAAAGCAACUGAUAUCAAUAAGUGACUUGUAAAUAAAAGAGAAGUCUAAGAAAAUAAGGCGCGAGCAAAAUCGAGAUAAAUUAUGAUGUCAGAAUUAUGGAUCUAUUAACCUAUACAGCCGCCAUCUUGAAUUCUGUUAUUGACCUAGAAAUUAUGGGAUGCUCAGAGGUCCAUAAUUAAGAGGUCAUAAAUUAAAAAAAUUAUGUAGGCUUUGAGAAUGCCAUAUAAUAACGCUGGACGUUAUGAAGCAAUAAUAACAAGAGUCCCAAAUUGUGAAGCACUAACUUGUCAGGGGGAAAAUAAGUUUUUAGUACUAUUCUGCGUUUUUUAAGUAUUAUGAUUGCUUUGUUAUCUGAUCAUUCUAUGUAUUCACAAUUCAACAGGGCGACACUAUUAGUAAUGUUCUCUCAACAACUAGUCUCAUUUCCAAAUGUCCGCCAUCUUCCUCGGCCAAAUUAUAUUGCAAGUUGCUGGGCAAAAUUGCAAAUAGCAAUAAUUUUCUGAACAACUUGCAACGGCGUUGUACGAAAAGUUGCCGAGAAAAUUGUGGUGUAAGAAGCAUGUAAGGUCUCCUUACUGCACAAAAUGACACAAAUAUCAAAGUGUACAGUCACGAAAUGUUCACGAGAAUAUAUAUAAUUAGUUAUAAUUAUAAUGAUAAGGAAAAUAUCCAGGGUAUAUCCAGUCAUUAAAGUUAAGUUCAUACAUAAAUUAUUUAAUUUAUGAAAUUAGAUAGAGCAAAAUAUUUCAUCGAGACAAGGUGUGGGAAUAUUUCGUAGUCUUCAAAGGGUAUAUUCAAUUGAAAUUCUAUUCUAAAUCAAAAUAAAAUUGUUUUGACUUUAAAAAGAUUUCUCAGUCGAACAGCAUACGUUCAGGCACACAACAAAUCCUGCUUUUCGGUGAGMAAAGAUUAACGACGUCAUGAAAAAUUGACACUAAGUUGCGCAAAAGUAUAUCCAUAUCCAAAUUCAAAUUUUCUGAGYGAAACUGAACGAUGUUAUUAAGAUUAUGGAAGGAAAACCCUKUUAUUUGAUUAAUGCAGUUUAGCUAAUGAACUUGAGGGUCUGGUUAACACUUUUAAAAAGGGGGCUAGUUAAUGUUAUGAAAUUAAAUUGUGGGAAAUCGUAAUGAAAGUCUGAGCUUGACACACUCUAGAAAAACUAUACAUGUUAAAUUAUUGUAUGGAAAACGAUAUCAAUAAACGUUCACGUGCAAGUUUA
Molecule: messenger RNA, 5428 nt
Organism: Exaiptasia diaphana
Lineage: Eukaryota; Metazoa; Cnidaria; Anthozoa; Actiniaria; Aiptasiidae
Product: multidrug resistance-associated protein 4
Exons: 7
Coding region: 434-4240 (1268 amino acids)
Biological process (GO): transmembrane transport
Cellular component (GO): membrane
Molecular function (GO): ATP hydrolysis activity; ATP binding; ABC-type transporter activity
Source: RefSeq, a predicted model, not a curated record